Molecule: messenger RNA, 690 nt
Organism: Entamoeba invadens IP1
Lineage: Eukaryota; Evosea; Mastigamoebida; Endamoebidae
Exons: 1
Coding region: 1-690 (229 amino acids)
Source: RefSeq, a predicted model, not a curated record
AUGACACUCCUCAUUCUCCUUCUUUUGUUGUCACUUACCACAAGUAAAUUUCUUCGAGAGUGUGCGUACAUAGACUCUGAAUGUAAAGUAAUGGUUGGUUGUGAAUACUUUGAGAUAGGGAGUUGUUUGGUUCGUACUGAAGUCGUGAAGAAGUCGAACAUCACAAACUUUAUUUCUUUCAAAUACACUGUAGAUGAGAAGACAAUUCGUACGGAUAUGUACAAUGGCGUCUCCGACUGUUCAGUUGCUGACAAGAAGUACCACAUGAGUGACUUGACUCCGCUUUCCUUGGGGAAGUGUGUUGAUUCAAAACAGCAAGGCUUCAAAGAGAUAAUGGAUGUGAUUGAAAGUCUGGAAACUGAUGAUAAAAAACCGAUUGCGUAUUUUACAAAUUCGUCUCUUGGAUUAGAAGAGAAAGGCGAGUGUAAAGGAGUUUCUGUGAUUGAAGGGAUGUAUAGGGGGUGUACUGUCUUCCCAGACAACACAUCUGCAAUGUACAGAAUUCAUAACGGCGAUCUUUUGUGUGAAUCUUUCAGUGAUGAUAGAUGCAUGAAAUUUAAAGACAUUAUUCUUAAGCAAAAGUGCGAGACAUGUUUCACUGAGAAAUUACAGGACGACACUUUCCAGUAUAGAAAUUUGCAUUGUGGACUCAAUUUUCUCAAGAAAGACCAGAAAAAGGUCGAACUUUGA